Molecule: messenger RNA, 529 nt
Organism: Hydra vulgaris (swiftwater hydra)
Lineage: Eukaryota; Metazoa; Cnidaria; Hydrozoa; Anthoathecata; Hydridae
Source: RefSeq, a predicted model, not a curated record
UAACCAUGAUUUGGGCAAGAGCUGUAUGGAUCGAAAAUUAUGAGGAAAUAGAAGAUGUUGUGCCAAGAAGGUGGAUAAAUGCAGAAAAAAAAAAUACUAUUUUGGCUUUCUGGUAUAUCUUAUCAUAGAGCUGUAAAUGAUGAAAUGGAUGCAGAUGAAACAUGGGACAAAUAUAAACUUAUCAAAAUCAAAUUUGAGAGUCAUAAUAUAAAUGAGCUAAAAGAAUAUGGUUACACAACAGCAGCACAGGAGGAGGAUGAAAUAGAUAAUUGUUUUAAAAGUUCCAAAGGCACAUUUAAAGUCAAAAGUAAUGUUUAUGAGUUACCAGAUUUUCCGUUGCCUCCACCAGUUUUGCAAUCCAUACCAACAAAAUCAUUAAAGAGAUCAUUUGAUUUUAAUUUGUCACCUGGAUCAACUAUUUUAAAACAAUCAAAUAUUUGUUCUAGUAUCUAAUAAUUAUUAAAUUAUUAAAAUUUAAAAUUAAUUCAAUUUGCAACACCUUCAAUCUAAAAUAUUUCUGGAUUCUUAU